UCGGUCUUAGAAAAUAUCAAAAUAUAUCACCCUUUUAGACAAUGAUCAAAAUUUUUAGGAACCUCCGAGGUGAGGGCCGGUGCCUUGCCCGCGGAUUUAUGACGCGACCAAAAAUCUACCAGGAACCCGGCGUCUUUGUCCAUCCGGAGCUGCGUCGCACCAUUCCCCUCGUUUACUUCCGCAGAAGUGACUUGCCGAAGAAACUGGAUCUCAAAUUACAUAACAACCAGGAUUGCGGAAUAUCUCCUUUGGAGAGGAAUCGAAGGUGCAAGGAGUACUUCCGCCAGUUUUGCAGGAGGCAGCACAGCUGCUUUUCCCGGACCUACCAAUGGUCCGAGUUCCGCCGAAAGAUGAUCUACGGCAGUUACUAGCAAGGACUAACAUUCAAAAUUAGUAUAUACUAAACUUUGUAAUCUAAAAAAUAUUUUGUUUUGA
Drosophila takahashii is the source of this 435-nucleotide messenger RNA. RefSeq lists its product as uncharacterized. The record is from RefSeq and is a predicted model, not a curated record. Lineage: Eukaryota; Metazoa; Arthropoda; Insecta; Diptera; Drosophilidae.